CCGCAGGUUGCCGGCUGCCCGUGCCCACAGCGGAGCCCCGGCCGCGGGGCGGGGAGGGGCGGGGAGGGGGCGGCCCGGGCCGGGAUCCGGCGCCGGCGGCGGAGGGGCGGGAGCGGUGCGGAGCGGAGCGGAGGCAGCGCCGUGUCCCGCAGCCCCCAUGGAGAAAUGCAGAGCUCUCGAGCAGCUGCUCAAUGAACUUGAAGAUUUUCUAAGGAUCCUGGACAAGGAGAACUUGAGCAGCACUGCUCUUGUGAAGAAGAGCUUCCUCUCCGACCUGCUGCGGGUGUACACCAAGACCAGCGGUGGCGAUGAAGAAUAUAUUUACAUGAACAAAGUGACUGUCAACAAACAGCAGGGAGACCAGGAGAACCAAGACAAAGCACUGGAUGGGAGAGCCUCCUUGACCAAUGGAGACUUGGGACUGCAUUCAUCCCCUCCUCAGAAGAGCCUGCCGGAGCUGCCCCCUCCAAAGAUUCCCGACACAAAACAACCUUUGGUCCCCAAGAUCGAAUCCCCGGAAGGAUACUAUGAAGAGGCCGAUGUCUCUCUAAAUGGUCUUUUUGGUAGGCUUGCUGCGGCUGGACCCAGGCCAGGGUUGCAGGUUACUGAGGGUGUUAUUUAUGCCACAAUAACGAUGGAUGGUGAAGCCGUCAGUAGCUCCUAUGAAUCUUACGAUGAAGAAGAGAGCAGCAAAGGCAAGUCAGCAACCCACCAGUGGCCAUCCACAGAGGCCACCAUCGAGCUGAUGAAGGACGCCCGUAUCUGUGCAUUCCUAUGGAGGAAGAAGUGGCUGGGACAGUGGGCGAAACAGCUGUGUGUCAUCAAGGACACCAGGCUGCUGUGCUACAAGAGCUCCAAAGACCACAACCCUCAGCUGGAUGUGAAUUUGCUGGGUUGCACUGUCAUUCACAAGGAAAAGCAAGUGAGGAAGAAAGAGCACAAGCUGAAGAUCAUCCCCAUGAACGCUGAUGUCAUCGUGCUGGGGCUGCAGAGUAAAGACCAGGCAGAGCAGUGGCUCAGGGUAAUCCAGGAGACCAGCGGUCUGCAGUGCGAAGGAGGCAGUGAAGGCAACCAGUACAUCCCAGAUUCGCAGCGCCUCACUUACCCGAAGGUGGAGCUCUCCGAGAGGUACUCUGCAGCCUCAGAGAGUGGGAGCAGUACAGACGGGCACGCAGAGACGGCUGAGACAAAAGAUGUUAAGAAGAAAGGGACAACUGGCCUAAUACUAAGCAACCUGAUGAACCUUGGGAGGAAAAAAUCCAGCUCCAUGGAUAGCCCAGAGAGAUCCCUGGAGACCUCAAGUUACCUGAAUGUGCUUGUGAACAGCCAGUGGAAGUCUCGCUGGUGUCAGAUAAAAGAUGGUCACCUCCAUUUCUACCAGGACAAGAACCGAAGCAAACUGGCUCAGCAGCCCCUAAGUUUGGCGGGUUGUGAAAUUAUCCCAGACCCAAGCCCUGAUCAUCUCUAUUCCUUCCGCAUCCUGCACAACGGGGAAGAACGGGUCAUUCUGGAGGCGAAGUCCUCGGAGGAAAUGGGCCACUGGCUGGGCCUCCUCUUAUCAGAGUCAGGCUCAAAAACAGACCCGGAGGAAUUUACCUAUGAUUACGUGGAUGCUGACAGAGUCUCCUGCAUCGUGAGCGCUGCGAAGAACUCCUUCUUCCUAAUGCAGAGGAAAUACUCCGAGCCCAACGCCUACAUCGACAACCUGCCCAAGGGGAGGAUGCCGCAGGAGGAGCUCUACGACGACGUGGACCUGCCGGACAUGCCCGAGGGAGAAGUACCCAAGAGCGACAGCAAACUGGAGGGGGACCAAGACAGGGUGUACCUGGAUCUCACCCCGGUGAAGUCCUUCCUGCACUGCGCUGGCAAGAAGUCGUGCCAGACUUCACCCCUGAGCUCGCCGUCUCUAGAGAGGCCUGGCACCAAGGCUGCCACCGACAGCGUGGAUGAGACAACCCCGGUGGCUAAGGACGCUGAGCCCUGUGGAAAGGUGAUGGAGACCUCGGAGCAGAAACAGCCAGAGAAGCUGGAGCCCGAAGAGCUGCCGCCCCAGACGCCCCCCGUCAAAACCCAGGCGCAGCAGCAGAACGUCGCCUUCCCGCAGACGGCCCCCGAGCUGCCCGCGGGGUCGGCAGCGGUGGUGGGCAGCCCCCAGCUGGCACCCGCACACCGGCCCAAGCUGCCCCUGCCUGUGGCAGCAGUGGAGACCAAGCUGGGCAAGAACAGGACAGAGGCCGAGGUGAAGCGGUUUACGGAGGAGAAGGAGCGGCUGGAGAAGGAGAAGGAGGAAAUCCGAGCUCAGCUCACCCAGCUGCGCAAGGAGAGGCGGGAGCUGAAGGAGAUGCUUGUGGGAUGCACAGACAGGAGCCUGGAGCAGAAGCUGAAGGAGAUAGAAGAAGAGUGCAAGAAAAAGGAGAGCCGAAGGGUGGAUGUGGAGCUGAACCUGGUGGAGGUGAAGGAGAACCUGAAGAAGGCAGAGUCCGGCCCCGUGACGCUGGGCACCACGGUGGACACCACGCACCUGGAGAACGCAGCACCCCGGAUUCAAACAAAAACUGCCAGUCCAGGAAACAGCGCGGAGAGCUCACCAGUCAACUCAGCUACGGCUUUGAAAAACAGGCCUUUGUCCGUCAUGGUGACAGGGAAGGGGACAGUCCUACAGAAAGCUAAGGAAUGGGAGAAGAAGGGCGCUAGUUAGAAGCACAUUUUUCAGAGAUGGACUAAAGACUGGAAUUACCCAGGCAUGGACAAGGGGAUUCAAUCACCUGUCGGUGGAGGUUGGGUGUGCAACACAACCCACACCACGUGCCUCCUCUGCGUCGCUCCACCUGCUCAGAUGCAGCAGUGGAGCCAACGGCUGCCAAUACCAAUUAGCUCAAACGAUCUUGCUCUUUCCAGACAAGUCCCAUCACGUAGCUAAAACAAUAACAACCAGUGGCAAUCCUUGCAUCAGAUUCCUAACCCAGUCAACGUAAACAAGACUGUUACUGUACAUAGGGGUGUUUUGUGUCUUUCUACUCUGAAGGUUUAUCAAUGAGUUAUUAAGGUUUCUAUAUUAGUGACAGUAGUGGGUUCAGGACAGGCCUCUGCUAUUUCUUUAUACCCCAGUGGUUUUCAACCUGUCACAGCAAAUCCCAAUCAGGUAAAGUCUCACCUGUUGGUGCUGGUCAUCACUCAGCUGCAGAUCAUCCAGCCUUCAGCCUGGGGAGGUACCCGGGCCUGAGCGAUGGCUGAGACACGGAUGAGAAGCACACACCAGCGGGAAGGAUCCUCUCAGCAUAACAGGGCACUAAGUAUAUCUACACCUGCAGCAGAGAUUUUCAGUGACCAGAUGCAUCACACCGUGGCCUUCUUCCUACCAGCCUGCAGCAGGGUUGAUUUGCCACAAUACGGAGGAAGAUCCCUGCUCACCUUCUUGUGCUCUAUUACAGCCUGGUGGCACCAAGGGCUCUGGGCAAAGAAGAUCUCUCAGACAGCAUCCAGAGGAGUUCUGGAAAAAAAAGAAAAAAAAGAAAAAGAAAAUCAUAUUUGAAGGCUUGUUACCAAUUUACCAAAGGCCCAGGCCUGCUUACCUGAUGGAUGAGGAUGCUGGAUCCUGAUGCUGGCCUCUUCCAAGGGGAGGGGAGGUAAAAGUGUCCCUGUGCUCCUGCCCUGGCUGCAAGCACCACUUUGGUGAUGCUCUCUGGUCCCUGCAGGGCUGCAGCGCAGCAGCAGCUGCACAAUCUGCUGAACACCUCCCUGUGGGAAAGGAACCCUUCACAUGGGUGCAGGAGGGUGCUGGAUCUGUUCUCCUCCGUGUCUCUGGUGGGCUGCUGGCUGUCUUGGUGCUAUCACCCUUAUUUCCAGAUGAUUAAACUUACUUAAUAUAGCCUUUGGGUGCUGUGGCCUGCAGAGCUCAUCCCUCUCCUCUCUGGCCGAGCUUUUUAAUGAGCGAUGUCAGGUGCCUGGAACUGGUAAGCUUAGAGACAGUAAAAUUUGAAGGCACAGGGCAGAAAUCCAUCCACCUGUUUCCCUCUCCUCCUCGUGACCUGCUGUCACAUCUGAAGGCCUGCAGACACCACUGCCUGGCUCCUCUGCUGGUCCUUCAGCCCUGCAGCUCGGUAACCGAGCUGACUGCAGGGCCUCAGUGGUCUCCAACCCUGCAAAGCCAAAGCAGCUCUGCUAACCCGGCUGGGCUGUCCCUGGGGUCCUGCGGCUACGCUGACAAACAGCACCCAGAACCAGGGUAAAGACAGGCAAAACGUUGUACCUUCCUAACCCUUGAAAGCCUUUGACGGGCCUGAGAUCAGCUCCAAAUGAGGCCUCUCCGUGAACAGAGGCCUGAUGGCUGGGGGAUGAAGGGGUGCGGGAGGCUGCUCGCUGCUGCCAUGGAGCCUUGGCACAGCAAAGCACGUAGGCAGGGUAUCCCCGAGGCAAGAAGGAUGCCCUCGUGCCUGUUUUUUACUGUGGCACUGACUGAGGAAUUUGUAAGCCCAGGCCUCAGGAGGGGUUCACCAGCCCCAGCUGUCAGCCCUGUCCCUCAGCAAGGUUUGCACAUAGGAAAAACUCCUGCAAAUCAACUGCUGCCACUGCUGGCUCAGGACCCAGGGGCCUUUCAGCUCCAAAGCACAAGGGGGCCACGGCCACCAUCACAAAGCUUUUGUUUUGACCCACGAUGAGCUGGCAGGAGACCCUGUCCACACCCUAAAUACACACAUAGCACCGUGCCCUCACCUUGCACCCCGCUGUCAGCUGCCAGAGCUUGUCCAGCCAUUUCACAGUGGUACCCAGACAGCGCUGGGCGAGAGCAGCCCCGCUGCCCGCACCGCAGCCCCGUCAGCUUCGGUGGUCUUGCUGGGACCGCCAGGGGAUGGUAAACGUAGGCGAGUCCUGAGCAACACACGUUUCCCAGACAAAAAAAUGUUAAACAAUGUCUCUGUGUCCCCAUUGUUUUCUUAACUCAAGGCAUUUCCUUUGUCGUAACUGUGAGCUAUAAAGUGGCGCUUUAGAGGGUUUUAUAAUAAAAUGUUGAGUAUAUUA
Molecule: messenger RNA, 5019 nt
Organism: Cygnus olor (mute swan)
Lineage: Eukaryota; Metazoa; Chordata; Aves; Anseriformes; Anatidae
Gene: AFAP1L2
Product: actin filament associated protein 1 like 2
Exons: 20
Coding region: 158-2698 (846 amino acids)
Biological process (GO): regulation of interleukin-6 production; positive regulation of interleukin-8 production; inflammatory response
Cellular component (GO): cytosol
Molecular function (GO): SH3 domain binding; SH2 domain binding
Source: RefSeq, a predicted model, not a curated record